Messenger RNA from Amoebophrya sp. A25, 5674 nucleotides. NCBI's taxonomy places the organism in Eukaryota, Dinophyceae, Syndiniales, Amoebophryaceae. The record is from the annotation of a GenBank genome assembly.
AGGCGUGAUUUACUCUUCAAUUAAAAUUAUAUUAGAGUUCUAGUUUUGAGCAAUAGGCUGUCAUCCCAUAGAAUUUUCCCCUUUGGGCCCUACUAGUUCUUCUUGUGGCUGCUAUAAUGUUUCAUAAACAAGACAAUUAGACAAUGCCCCCUUUUUUCCUCGUAAUUACAUGAAGGUUUCUCUGGUUGACUUGCGAUUGAGUCUACGUACAUUUUUGCCCGUUUUUCCCUGCUUAUUAGGGGGCUUGCAUGUAUCCUCUAUGUCGACUUUCCUUUACUCCUUCUGAUCGUAUUUGGUCCGUGGUAACCAGCGCACGCAUUUCCACUGUGGUUCACCUUUUUUGAAUUUUUUAAUGAUUUGUUACUCGUGUUUCUGUUCGGAGAGAUCGUGAAGCAAAGAUGACGAUGCUUUUACGCGGUUCUUGGUCUGUGGCUUCUGCUUCCUCUAGAAUGGAAAUGGAGCACGGACAAUACAAGCGUUCUUCAGCAAUUAGCGAGGCAGCUUCUUCGAGGCCUCGUCAGUCACAGCUUGAAGCCUUCAAUGCACGGUGCAGACGGAGGAGAGGAGCUAAGAUGGCGGACAUUAGUACCUCUUUCGAUAGUACCAGUACAACUGGGAUGAAGUGCACUUUGUCGGAUAGAGAAGAGGAGAACGCGACUUGUUCAUCUAGAAAUAAUCAAGCACCAUGUACAUGUAGUGGUGUCUCGCUGUCGUUGAAUGAAGAUACUCGUCGACGAAAGGAAGACUUUUCCAGCAGCCACAAAGGAGUUACAACUAUUACUUUUACAUGGUCCACCUGGAGACAGCCUCAGCGAUUACUCAGCAGUACCUGGAGGGGACUGCUAUUAGCGCUUUUCUGGUUGACGGGGUCACCUGUUUCUGCGCAAAUUCGACUCCACUCGCCACAAGUGUUAGUCAAUGAAGUUUUCAACCGACAGAGCAAGCCAGGGUACAUUCAGGGUUCUACUGCGACUUUCGGAGCGCCAUACUAUGGGUUGCGAGUGAUGGGUAUUAUAAGCAUUUUUUUGUAUCAGUUGUUGGUGAUUUUAGAGUUGUACUAAAUUUUUGUAGAAGAAGAAGAUUGAUUUCCCACCAUGUAGAAGAAGAUUGACCUCCUACAAUGUAGAUUAUAUUAUGAGAUUGCCUUGUUAAUACUCUCAGGUAGAAUCAUGUACGCAGAGAGUAAAGGGCAGGACUACUGCACCGAAGAUGACUAUGAUUUACCAGAAGCGAAGGCGCCAGCCGCAGACAGCGAGGACUCGGAUAGGCGCCAAAUAAAUAUCGUCCUAGUACACCGCGGUCACAGCAAGUGUCGUUUCACGACUAAGGUACACCUUGAAUCUUCGUAAGUACGUAUUCACAAAUCAUACGUGGUCGCAGUUAUUCUCCGUACCACUUCUCAACAAAUAAACUCCUCUCCUCGGCAUAGGCAGUACUCGGGACUUUAGGAAAACUUCUUUCAUACAGGUUCGCAUAGCCGAGAAACACAAGAACGCGCACGCAGUGAUUAUCGUUGAUCGGGAGAGCAACAAGAAUAGAGACGUAACCAAGUUAAUCAUGUCAGACGAGAAUAACUUCGGGAACAGCAUAAAGAUCCCCUCCAUCCUCAUCAACUACAACGACGGCGAAAAGUUGAUCAAUGCCAUAAAAGAUGGUGGAGCAGGUACUUGUCCCACUAACAAACUGAAACAGGUUUUUAAACUUCGUCAUCUUCCCUCCUAUGACAACCUCACCUCUCAGAAUGGGCAUACUACUGCCAGUCCUACUCAUCACGUUUCCUUCGUAGCACACAACAAGUACAUGACAUCGUCAAAUUUCAGUACGAGGAUUUGACCACCAUGACAAUACAGGGUCAUCCAUUAUUGCCGAGCUUGUGUGGGACAUUCCAGUGAAUAACAUUGUCACAAUGGACCUUUGGAUGUCAGCCAAUUCUCGCGAGGCGAACGAGUUUUUAGUCGUACUUUUGUGAUGUUUUUUUGCUUGGUUGCGCACGAAAGAGCAAAAGGAGUUUCAUUUCUCGGAUACCUAGUUGUAGCAACUAGAAUCAUUGAAACAAAGAAGAACUUCGCCUACUUUAUGAUAGUCAAAUAAUGAAUUUGAAUAUUACUUUCAGGGUUUCAAGCCAGCAGCAGAAGCACUCGCCUACAACCUCAAGAUAGUUCCCCACUAUCACAUUUUUAGCCUCCCUUCGGGCCAGGACUUCGAAAACAUGUGCACCAGCCAGGAUGCGAGGUAUUGUCAAUUAUUCAUGUAUACGAGUCAGGACGCGAGUUAUUGUCCUCUUUUUGAUGCAUGUUAUUGGAUCAAAUUUAAUACUACUUUAGUUUUAGGCCGACAUUGUAAUCAUCAGGUAUUGCGCAGAGGACCCGGAUGGUGGUGGUCAGGUUACUGGUCGCGAUGUGGCCCUCGAGAGUGUAAGGCAAUUGUGCAUUUGGGAGGAAACGGCAGUGCGCGACCCAGAGCACCCGCAGAGUGGAGAGCGACGAAGAAGUUGGAAGUAUUGGGAAUAUGUAACCUCCUAUCUCUCUAGCUGCCCCGUGCACUCUGACGACCCAGAAACCAGAUUUGGCGAAAAGUGCUCGGAAAACCUCAUGCGGAGCAAAGGUACUUAUUAUGCGAGCCAAUUGAAAGAACGGCUACUUUCGCUUUUCACGACACUCACUCUCCUUAUUUUUUCCGACACCAGGCCUGGCGGUGGUACAGGAUUACCACUAGAGAUGCAGCGAUGACGAUUUUCCCGAACUCAACCUUCAUCCUAAGAUCAGGUAUCGACCCCGAACCCGUGCGACAAUGCAUGCAGAAUACCAUGGACGACAAACUGAAAGCACAGAAAAACAAUGUGGCUUGGUCAAAAUACGCAGUUCGAAUCAACGGAUGGAGAUUUGCUGGUGCGAUUGAACCAGACUUAUGCCUAACAAGAAUUUAGCGGGCUUCCUUUAUUAGUGAUCUACCUUGGUACUUUUUUUUUUCUUCCUUUACCUUAGUAUUUUUGAAGUUAACUUUGGAAUUGAAGUUCUUUUGGCACCUUCUUAGGUUGUAGUUACUGCACAUGAUAUAGGAUGAAAUCUACCAAGGACCUUAUGGAAGCUCUAACACACGGAAUUACACGUGCGAUAUGUAGCGCUUACGUGACGCCAGUGCCAGAGUGCGAUCAAUUUAUCAAGCCGCACUCGAAACUUGUCGCUGGGUCGGUCGUUGACGAGGGCGUCACUAUGGGAACGUUCAUGCUUCUGCUCGUGAUCCUAGUGGUCUCCCUCGCUCUCGGACUCCUUGUCUACAGAAUUAUGAAAAGAACUUGAACUUCUAUUCUUUUGUGAGUGACGGAGGAAGCACUGUUUUCGUAGAAGUUGUUUACCGACAUACAGAUAAACCGGGUAGAAGACAAAAGUUCCUCGACCUCCACUAUCAGUGUUCCCUCGUGUUACUUCCUGCAUAAAUAUUAGCAACCACGUCCCUCGUCUCACCCUUCAUUUUGAAGUUCUUCUUUGCGAAAUACAUUCAGAGGGCCUUGCGAGAAGAGGUGAUGCUCGAAGUGCAGAGUCAGUUGGCCGACUACAUCCCGUUGGAGGAGCGCACGCGCGGCUCUCCGCCCAAAACAGCUGAGUUUUAAGUGUACGCUCGUUCUGGAUGAUUCUGAUUCCUCGAGAUUGAUGUUUUACAGGACGUCGAAAAUACUACGAGUGCGAAGGAAAGCAUAAUUAUCCACUGCGCGCACACAUAUGACAACUUGCGUUAUUUCAAUGGUGCAACUACGAGGUGCGCGACCACAAUUCCGAGAAACCACCGCUUGGUGUACUUGCACUCAGCACACAGACUGCGCACCACGUUUUCCUCGUAGAACAGGAAACAUCAAAUAGUCGGCUCCAUUUUCACUUUUUCGAGCAGCUACUGAAUUCAAACAUCUUGUUGCAUGAAAUAUAUUUAUAUUUCCCCUUUAUUUCGAUUGACAGUCAAUCGAAAACUCUUAACCUUCUCACUUUUCAAUCACACAAUUAAAACAUGACAUUCACAUUGUUGCUGUGCCAGAACACUAUGACUAUGGCAAUCUUUUACGUCAUUGUCAUAUAAUGGAAAGCAUUUUGUUGAGAAAAACGCCGCUCAUCAAAGCUAUCUUGUGGAGAAAAAUCUUGAUCUUGACCACGAAGACUCUCUUCUUCUAUCUUGUAAAAUUUUGAAACUCAUUGACCUACACCUAGUCCUUCAAACAGAUGAAUGUUGUUCCUAGCAACACAGCGGGGCUGCAUGACAGAGGGCGCUAAACCUCGAACCUUAGCGAAGAGCUACGGCGGGUCGCGCCAGAGUUUGCUCCUGAUGCGUGUCUAUGAUUAGUUCAGAGCAAAAGAUGACGACGAGUGAGUAGUACUGAUUUUUUGACUAUGUGUAACACUAGUAUAUUAGUACUACUAGAGCGAGUGGAAGAUGAUAAUAGAGAUGGAUGUGAGAGCGAGCGACGCAAGGAGAUAAAAAGCAUGAGGGCUAGGACCUAUAACUAGUUGUAAGAGUUGUAAGCUAGUUGUAGUUGAGUAACUUCUGUAUCAAAAUAGGCGACAAGAAAAGCACAUAAUACGGGCAUUCGCCAUAGACCUAAUGGGAGCAUCUGCAUCGGGUUGUCCAACAUGAUCCAUUUCUUCUAAGGAAGAUAGCUACAGGUUAAGAUCCUUAAUACUGAGAUCAUAAAAUGAUUAUAGGUUUAACUCCAUUACGAUUACGAAGAUCAUCAUGGAUCACGAAGACAAAUCAGAAUUACUUAGUACGCAUAUAGAAGAUCAUGAUAACUGAGCACUCAAGCAAAGCUAUGAAAAGUUCUUCGUAGUUCCUCGCAGGAAGGAAGCGGAGGUCCGUUUGCUCUUAGCGAUAUUAGUGCCACAGCUACUCUACUCGACUUUUAGGGCAUCCAUGAUGGAGAAAAGCUUUCUCCACAGUUUGCCUACUUUGUUCAGGGUGUCGUACUUUCUUUCUAGAACAACAAGAACAUUUUCGAGCUCAAGAAUCUAUUAAGUUUAUCUUUGUUUUUCUCUAUUGAUAUGGCCCACGGUACCCGCACCGUAGCCAUUUUGGCUCAAUCAUCAUUUGAAGUGUAAGUUGGUUAUCAACUUACUUUCACUUGUAGUCGCAGUGUAGGCUACUAAAAGAACGUAGAAUUGCGAUGAUGAUGGCGCUUUGUUCAGCAGGCCUCAAGCGUGAUUCUUCUGACUCUAUUUGUCAAAAGGUUAAGUGAGAGUGACUAGAUGAACUUCGAGUAACGUAAUCCAACAUAAGUGAGUGUGCCCUCACUGGGCUGGUGAAUUAGAGUGUUACUCGAACUUUAUUCGUACGAGAGUUUUCUCAUUGUUGUGUGAACUCAUGUUUUCUCUUGUAUUCGAACUUGGUCUAGCCUAGUCACCUUAAAAGGGGUGUAAAACGUUGGACCCCUAUGCAUGAUCUCAGGACUUGACAUGUUGAGUGCAGAAUUCCCAAUUGGAAGUUCCGACUAUUCUCCAAAAAAUACCUUGGUCGACUGUCUUCACAAGAGCUAUUGUCUUCCACGACAGCUUCGAAAAUGAUGUGUUUUUAUAGUCUACCUUUGCGCCGUCUUGGCUGGAAGAAUUGCGACCAGCAGAGCUCUUCAUUGCUAGUGUGCUUGCGAUGUGCAUGACCCGAAUUUCUUAAGGUCUUUUGUUACAACAGAUCAAAU